AUGCCCUCGGUGCCACCGACAAGCGUUCUACCAAGCACAACAGCUCUCCCACAGACAACUCCUCUGGCGACAGCAGCUAUUCCGCUCGUAGCCGUCACCUUCCUGACCAGGAUUACCACCUUUACACCAGCCAAUUUCACAGCGGACUUCCAGGCGCAGUACAUCCAAGGAAUCCAAGCCAGCGCGCCAAACAUACUCCAGGUGAUCAUCAACAGCAUCGUGGCAGGGACUGUCAUAGUCAAUACGACAACCGUCACGACGCAGCAAGACGCGCCGAUGGUCGUCCAAGCCGCGUCCACAAAUUUCAACGAGACCUUGCCGCCGCAAACCUUCGGGCAGCCCACCGUGUCGCAAGUCACCGUCGCCCCGGUGGCGGCCGCGGCGGCUGUGCCCCCGCCAGUCACGCUGGCGGCGCCCCCGCCGACGACGACUAAGGCGCCGGUGACUACGGUGCCGGUCCUGACAACUGCCCAGCCCAUGGGCCCUGGCCCCGCGCCCACGCCGCCGCCCACCACCAUCAACAACUCGAAUCAAACUGUUAUCAUCGGGGGCUAA
Molecule: messenger RNA, 555 nt
Organism: Coccomyxa subellipsoidea C-169
Lineage: Eukaryota; Viridiplantae; Chlorophyta; Trebouxiophyceae; Coccomyxaceae
Exons: 3
Coding region: 1-555 (184 amino acids)
Source: RefSeq, a predicted model, not a curated record